AUGACUACGAAUAUUUGCACAGUACCAGUUCGUGUUAGUAAAAAUAAUCGUGAAAUUGAUCCAACAGAAGAUGAAAGACAAGGCAUUGUACAAAAUAUAACCAAACAAGCAUAUUGGCAUGUAUCUUCAUGCAAACCUGGUCAUGGUGUAGAUAAAUUACUCGAUGAUAAUCUUGAAACAUAUUGGCAAUCAGAUGGUCCACAACCACAUUUAGUCAAUAUACAAUUUAAACAAAAAACAAAAAUAAAAGAUCUAUGUAUUUUUUCUGAUUUUAAAGUUGAUGAAAGUUAUACGCCUCAAAAAAUUUCAAUUCGAACUGGUAUUAAUCAUAAUAAUCUAGUUGAAUUAAGAUCUUUCGAAAUUCAUGAACCAGCUGGAUGGGUUAUUGUUCCAACACGUGAUGCACGUGCAAAUCCAAUAAAAACAUGGAUGAUUCAAAUAGCAGUUUUAUCAAAUCAUCAAAGUGGUCGUGAUACACAUAUUCGUCAAAUAGUCGUACAUAGUCCAACAGAAACAUCAUCAAUAUUUAUUGAUCCAAAAUUUUCAAGCAUUGAAUUAGCAUCCCAUAGUAGUUGCAGAUAA
Rotaria sp. Silwood2 is the source of this 582-nucleotide messenger RNA. Lineage: Eukaryota; Metazoa; Rotifera; Eurotatoria; Philodinida; Philodinidae. The record is from the annotation of a GenBank genome assembly.